AAUUCAGAGCAUCAUUCAUUCUUUCAUUCUUUCACAAACAAACCUAAACAGCUCAUUCAAGCACAGCAUCGCAUCGCCUUUGUUGCGCUUAACUGAGCUAGCCUUUCCUUCAAUUCUUUCAAUCCUCGCCAUAAAAAAUCAGCAAAUAUGCCUGGUCCAAUCUGCAACCGUAUUGUUCUUCCUCACAUUUUCUUAGUUUCUUAUCCUGCUCAAGGCCAUGUUAAUCCCCUUCUUAGAAUCGGAAAGAUUCUUGCUUCCAAGGGUCUGCUGGUCACUCUCUCUGCACCAAACACCAUUGGUGACAAAAUUCGAAAAUCCAACAAAAGCAUUUCAGAAGAACCCACUCCAUAUGGCGAUGGAAUGAUCCGAUUCGAGUUCUUUGACGAUGAAAGCCAGCAUAUCACCGUCCCUGAUGAGCACGCCGCACAUCUCGAAAAAAUUGGGAAGCAGAAGCUCCCAAUAAUGCUUCAGAAAAAUGCAGAACAGGGUCGCCCUGUUUGUUGCCUAAUUUACAGCUGCUUCAUUCCUUGGGUUGCAGAAGUAGGCCACUCCCUCCGAAUCCCUUCUGCUCCAUUGUGGGUUCAGUCUGCUGCCUGCUUCUCAGCUUAUUACCAUUACUACCACAAACUCGUUCAGUUCCCCACUGAAUCCCAACCUGAAUUGGACGUCCAGUUGCCCUGUAUGCCACUUUUGAAAUAUGAUGAAAUUCCCAGCUUCUUGCAUCCUUGGACACAGUACCCUUCCAUCACCGAUUCGAUAUUGGGAAUGUUCAAGCACCUGGACAAGAAUUUCUGUGUACUGAUGGAGUCGUUCCAGGAACUCGAAAACGACGAAAUCAAUUACAUGUCAAAGCUCUGCCCCAUCAAGCCAAUUGGUCCCCUGUUUAGAUAUCCUACUGAAAAAGCUGCAAAAUCAGCUAAAGUGGAUGUCAGCGUCUACUCCGCCGAUGAUUGCACUGAAUGGCUCGACUCAAAACCAGCAUCCUCUGUGGUGUACAUAUCAUUUGGAAGCGUGGUCACAUUGAGCCAAGAACAGGUUGGGCUAAGAUUGUCAAGAGGGGACUUUGAAAAGAGAGUCAUUCCCAGAGAUGAAAUAGCAGAGCGGUUGAUUGAAGCCACAACCGGUCCCAAGGCUGCAGAAAUGAAACAGAACGCAAUGAAAUAUAAGAAGGCCGCGGAAGAGGCUGUCUCAGAAGGUGGCUCCUCCACUUCGAAUCUGCUUGAUUUCCUUAACGAGCUCGCAAUUGGCGUUCCCAUGAUGUAA
Oldenlandia corymbosa var. corymbosa is the source of this 1263-nucleotide messenger RNA. The record is from the annotation of a GenBank genome assembly. NCBI's taxonomy places the organism in Eukaryota, Viridiplantae, Streptophyta, Magnoliopsida, Gentianales, Rubiaceae.